Molecule: messenger RNA, 1224 nt
Organism: Pisolithus orientalis
Lineage: Eukaryota; Fungi; Basidiomycota; Agaricomycetes; Boletales; Pisolithaceae
Product: aspartic peptidase domain-containing protein
Exons: 5
Coding region: 1-1224 (407 amino acids)
Biological process (GO): proteolysis
Molecular function (GO): aspartic-type endopeptidase activity
Source: RefSeq, a predicted model, not a curated record
AUGUUUCCCUGUAGGGCUCUGUUGGUUUUGCUCGCUCUUUACUUGCUCGCAGUCGCUGCGUCCCCCGUUCACCGAACACCCGGUGGUAUCAGCAAGGUCACGCUCAACUUCAUUGCCAGGCUAAAUGCGACAGGCAUAUCCAACAUCGCUGACGCAGACCGUGUUCGUAUCAAAUCCAUGCGAGAGAAGACGGUGUCUCCCAGAAAACGAGAUGCUUCUGUCAGCGUCACAAAUUCCGUAGUACUGUACGUUGCCCAGGUUGGCAUCGGAAGCCCACCGACAGAAUACACACUGCUGGUUGAUACAGGAAGUUCCAAUACGUGGAUCGGCGCGAAUCAACCCUACACUCCCACGAGCACUAGCCACUAUACGGGCAACACCGUUUCCGUAUCAUACGGUUCCGGAAAUUUUUCUGGGGGAGAAUACAUAGACACAGUAUCGCUCGGAAAUGGCCUUACCAUCAACCAGCAAUCCAUUGGUGUCGCCACCCGGUCCCAGGGUCUUAGCGGUACUGGUAUCGAUGGCAUCCUUGGCCUCGGUCCUGCAGACCUCACCCAAGGCACCGUCUCCAAUACGAACACCGUACCCACCGUGGUUGACAAUCUAUACAGCCAGGGGACUAUCAGCAGUGCUGUGCUGGGGGUCUACUUCAUCCCGGCCGCUAAUUCCAACUCAGGCGAGCUCACAUUUGGUGGCUACGACCCAUCUGUUGUCACCGGCACCGUAAAUUACGUGCCGAUCACAAAUACAUAUUCGUCAGCCUUCUUCUGGGGAAUUGAUCAGUCGAUCACGUAUGGCGGAAAGACGAUCUUACCCAGCACGGCUGGUAUUGUUGACACUGGCACUACUCUGAUCCUUAUUGCUACUGACGCAUUCCAGACAUACCAGUCGGCAACCGGUGGCGUCAUGGAUAAUGCCACCGGGCUAUUGCGCAUCACGCAAUCACAAUACAACAACCUCCAAACGCUGAGCUUCCACAUUGGAACGCAGACCUACGACCUCAUCCCCAACGUGCAGAUAUGGCCUCGGUCCCUCAACACUGCAAUUGGCGGGAGUAGCGGUAGCAUUUAUCUUGUUGUCGGUGACAUCGGAGCUCCAUCCGGAUCUGGCAUGGACUUCGCGAACGGAUAUGCUUUCUUGGAACGCUAUUAUAGCAUUUAUGACACGACCGGCGCCCGCGUCGGAUUCGCAGCCACCAGAUAUACUGAUUCCGAAAGCAACUAG